CUGCGAGCCUCUCUUCAUUUGUCAUUUGCUGGAGAACCUUGGCUUUCACCCUUGUAUAUCGAGUGAUCAACACGAUGUCAUGACCGAGCAACGCCAUGUUUACUUACACGAACGCCCUGAACUCUGUUGUAUGCACAGCCCGCCCCGUGAUACUUAUGAUGCUUGUGAUCCGGACAAGGAAACCACUGCGGAUAGGGGUCAAAGCCAGCAUCCAACUAUGGGCCUUUCAUGCGGCUCCAACAUAAGCCCUAGCCGUCACAGCCGUACCGUAGAUGAUGAGGCUUAGAAGGUGACUAUCGUGGCUGUCAGAUAACAAGAAGGACAACGGGCGCAGCCUUGUCUUGUGCCUGAUAAAAAAUUGGGAUACAAGUACGUCCGAGGACUCCUCUACUUGUCUCUUUCUGUUCAUACUCUACAAAAUAGCGAAUAAGGCUGAAAUACUGCUAUUAUCGAAAUUAUCUUCUCAUUCGAUAUUGUGAACACCCAUUCUUGACUACAAGUAUACUAUACAGCGGCAAAAUGCGUUACGCAAUCUCUCGACCAAGCGAAUACCUCCUGCUCACAGGAGCAGGAGUCGACGAUAUCCAGAUCAAAAAGAAGGCCUUUGUGAUGCCAUGGCAGCGAGUGAGUAUCUGCUAACGACAAACAAUUUCUAGCGGCUCGUACUCCUGAGAAAUACUAAUAGGUCAAAUAGUGUUCAAGAAUUUCUGUAGCACCGUUCGACUUCUCGAUGAACCUCC
Messenger RNA from Aspergillus ruber CBS 135680, 740 nucleotides. RefSeq lists its product as uncharacterized. Bases 80 to 286 code for a protein of 68 amino acids. The transcript has a single exon. The record is from RefSeq and is a predicted model, not a curated record. NCBI's taxonomy places the organism in Eukaryota, Fungi, Ascomycota, Eurotiomycetes, Eurotiales, Aspergillaceae.